GGAUACAGGAAGUACACAGGAUCUGAAGCAGAGCCCUUACCUGCUGCCAACAGAGCAGCUGCUACCUAGCAGGAGUCUCCAGGCUUCUGAAGAAACAUGUCUUUUUCCCUCUGCACCUCAUGGGUCUGGAUGCUUCUCUUUCUUGGCUGCACCCUUGGACAGUCAAAGCAAACCCGCUCUGCAGGAAGUGAUGUCAGAAACUGCACCACAGUCCCUCCGUACCUGCCUUCCACAGUGACAAACACAGCUGAGCGACUCCAGGCCCUGCGUCAACACAUGCGAGUCUACAACGUCAGUGCCUACAUUGUUCCAGCCACUGAUGCCCACAUGAGCGAGUACAUAGCUGAGCAGGAUGCCCGGUUGGCAUGGAUGACAGGCUUUACAGGAUCUGCAGGAACUGGGGUGGUGACUCUGGACAAAGCAACUCUGUGGACUGACAGUCGCUAUUGGAUCCAGGCUGAACGCCAGAUGGAUUGUAGUUGGGAGCUUCAGAAGACAGUUUGGAUCCAUUCUAUUGGGGAGUGGAUUCUCCAGGAAGUUCCAGCUGGGAAGAACAUUGGCUUGGACCCCUUCCUCUUUUCCAUUGAUAACUGGGAGAGUUACUGCCAGGCUCUGCAGAAUUCGGGCAGGAACCUGAUUCCCAUUGAAACCAACCUAGUGGACCUUGUCUGGGAUGCCCAGAAGCCCCCUCCACCCACCCACAGUAUCUAUGCCCUCUCGGAUGAGUUCACUGGGAACACCUGGCAGAACAAAGUUUCUGACAUCCGAACCCAAAUGGAGAAGCAUUCCAAGAGCCCCACAGCAGUGCUGCUCUCUGGCCUGGAGGAGACAGCCUGGCUCUUUAACCUACGAGGAGAUGACAUUCCCUACAACCCCGUGUUCUACUCCUAUGCCCUGCUGACCAAAUCAAAUAUCAGCCUGUUUCUGAACCAGAGCCGCUUGACCCAAGAUGCCCUUCAGUCCCUGACAGCAGGAUGCCCAGGGCCACUGUGUGUACACCUUGAGGACUACAACCAGGUGAAGGCCCAUCUGGAGAACUAUGUCCAGGGAGACAUCCAAGUUUGGAUUGGCACUGAGUACACCACCUAUGGGCUCUUUAGAGUGAUCCCUGAGGAGAAGCGCUUGCAGGAAAGCUAUUCCCCAGUAAUGACCACCAAGGCAGUGAAGAACACCAAGGAGCAAGGACUUCUUAAAGCAGCUCAUGUGCGGGACGCCGUGGCAGUGAUCCAGUACCUGCAUUGGCUGGAGAAGAAUGUGCCACUGGGAUCAGUGAAUGAAUUCUCCGGAGCACACUAUGUGAACCAGCUACGACAAAAGAUGGACCACUGGCGGGGGCCCAGCUUUGAAACCAUCUCUGCCAGUGGGCUCAAUGCUGCACUUGCCCACUACAGUCCCUCCAAUGUCAGCAGCCGGAAGCUGUCGGUGGAUGAAAUGUACCUGACGGACUCCGGAGGGCAAUAUCUGGAUGGAACAACGGAUAUAACCCGGACUGUCCACUGGGGGGCUCCCACCCCUUUCCAGAAGGAAGCGUAUACGCGAGUGUUGAUGGGAAAUAUUGAGCUGUCCAGACUUGUCUUCCCUUCUGGUACAUCAGGGCGAAUGAUUGAGGCCUUUGCUCGCCGGGCGUUAUGGGAGGUUGGGCUCAACUAUGGCCACGGGACUGGCCACGGCAUCGGCAAUUUCCUGUCUGUUCAUGAGUGGCCAGUGGGAUUUCAGUCCAACAACGUGCCCUUGACCACAGGGAUGUUCACUUCCAUAGAACCUGGGUAUUACCAAGACGGCGAGUUUGGGAUCCGCAUUGAAGAUGUGGCGCUGGUGGUGGAAACCCAGACUGAGCACAAGGUGGGGGACAAGCCCUUUCUGACCUUCGAGGUGGUGUCACUGGUGCCGUAUGACCGGAACCUCAUUGACGUCAGGCUCCUGUCUGCGGAGCAGAUCCAAUACCUCAACUCGUACUAUGAAACCAUCCGUCACCGUGUAGGGCCGGAAUUGCAGAGACGCCAGCUGCAGGAGGAGUAUGAGUGGAUGAGAAGUAACACUGAGCCCUUCUCCCAGGGUGUCCUGGUGGCUGCUUCCCUGGGCCUCCUGGCUGUCACCACCCUGAUGUCUGAAUUCCUGUCUAACUUGCAGGCCUGAGGGGUGCUGUGCCUGAUCCACUCAGCUCUUCUACUGCCCCAUACUCAGAGGUCCAAACUCAUUGAGUGCCCCCAGGCAUGUUUCCCUGCUCCCAGCAGCCUGAGGUUCAUGUAUUUCCUCACACUCACCCUUGUUACCUCACUUCCUUUUUUGUUUGUAAUUAAAAAUAAGUAACAUCCAGGAAA
Messenger RNA from Alligator sinensis (Chinese alligator), 2321 nucleotides. RefSeq names its product X-prolyl aminopeptidase 2 (gene XPNPEP2). Gene Ontology annotation, molecular function: metalloaminopeptidase activity. The record is from RefSeq and is a predicted model, not a curated record. The transcript is spliced from 22 exons. Lineage: Eukaryota; Metazoa; Chordata; Crocodylia; Alligatoridae. The coding region runs from base 97 to 2136 and encodes 679 amino acids.